AUGAGCUCUUCGUCGCUGUCUACCAUCAAUGAACUGCUCGCCGGAAGCGUUGGAGGCGCUGCCCAGGUCGUCGUCGGCCAGCCCCUUGACACUGUCAAAACGCGUGCACAAAUAGCACCCAGAGGGAUGUUCAAAGGGCCUAUGGAUAUUCUCGUACAGACUGUACGGAAAGAGGGAUUUUUUGCGCUAUACAAAGGUAUGGCUAGCCCUCUCUUCGGUAUCGCUGGGGUCAAUUCGCUGCUGUUUGCCUCGUAUGGUAUAUCACGGCGAAUAAUCUCACCUUACCCUCAAUUGAGCCUACCUCAAAUCGCAUUGGCAGGGAGUAUGGCCGGAGCUGCUAAUGCCAUACUAGCGAGCCCAGUAGAGAUGUUUAAGGUACUGAUGCAGGGCCAGUAUGGAAGUGCAACAGACAAGCGUUUAAGAAGAGUAGUGAGUGACCAGUGGUCACAAUGGGGGUUCAGGAAGGGUAUCAUGCGUGGCUACUGGGUAACCGUGGCUCGAGAGAUACCAGCAUAUGCUGGAUUCUACACUGCCUACGAAUUUUCGAAGCGGAAAUUUGCCUCUGCCUAUGGUAAAGAUUUACCCGUAUGGGCAUUGCUGGCCAGCGGCUCAACCGGAGGCAUCUCUUAUUGGCUGGCUUGUUAUCCACUCGAUGUCAUCAAAUCCCGUGUACAGCUGAGGCCUACGCCACCCUCAGGUACGCCGGUGCAGUAUAUUGCUCAUGAAACCAGAGCUAUAAUGGCGGAGUCUGGCCUCCCUGGUUUAUUCCGUGGACUUACGCCCUCCAGUAAGACUUUGUCCGCAUUGACGUUUUGGCCAUCUUCUGAUAUUGCUUGUAUGUCAGUACUGAGAAGUAUUCCGGCGGCAGCGGCUACCUUUGCUGCGUUUGAAUUGACAAGAGAAUAUCUAGCUGAAUUGACAGGUGUUUGAGGAAAGAUCAAAGUUAAAGAUAGUUGUGCUUGUUUAGUAAUAAAUGUUGAAAACACGUUCGUAUAUUGUGCCAGC
This is a messenger RNA of Guyanagaster necrorhizus, 1005 nucleotides long. Its product is annotated as mitochondrial carrier. Gene Ontology annotation, cellular component: mitochondrion. Gene Ontology annotation, biological process: mitochondrial L-ornithine transmembrane transport. Gene Ontology annotation, molecular function: L-ornithine transmembrane transporter activity. The transcript has 13 exons. The record is from RefSeq and is a predicted model, not a curated record. Bases 1 to 930 code for a protein of 309 amino acids. NCBI's taxonomy places the organism in Eukaryota, Fungi, Basidiomycota, Agaricomycetes, Agaricales, Physalacriaceae.